Molecule: messenger RNA, 1842 nt
Organism: Labrus bergylta (ballan wrasse)
Lineage: Eukaryota; Metazoa; Chordata; Actinopteri; Labriformes; Labridae
Gene: cbr4
Product: carbonyl reductase 4
Molecular function (GO): oxidoreductase activity, acting on the CH-OH group of donors, NAD or NADP as acceptor
Source: RefSeq, a predicted model, not a curated record
CAGCGCAACAACAAGGGAAAAGAAACAUGGCGGCGUCCAUGAGCAGAAGCUCCUGUGAAGAAGCUCCUCUGACAUUCACAUGUUUCUCUGUACAGAAGAACAAGGUUUGUGUCUGAAGAAGUCAAGAGUUUAAAAGAAGUGAGGUGUCCAUCAUGUCCCGGCUGGCGGUGGUGUGUGGGGGCUCCAGAGGCAUCGGGGGGGCUGUGUCCCGCCUGUUGGCAGAGAGGGGCUGCAGGGUGGCUGUCGUUUCCAGGAAUGAAGAUGCUGCCAGGGCUGCGCUGGCAUCUUUACAUGGAGCCGACCAUGUGGCUCUCGGCUGUGAUGUCUCCAAAGAGCAAGAGGUGCAGAAAACCUUUGAGACGAUCCAGAAGACCUGCGGAAACAUCUCUUAUCUCGUGAACGCGGCUGGCAUCAACAGGGAUGCUCUGUUACUGAGGAGCAGGCCGGAGGACAUGCUGGCUCUGCUGCACACAAACCUGCUGGGCUCCAUGUUGACCUGCAGGGCGGCACUGCGCAGCAUGCUGCACACACGCGGCGCGGCGGUUGUUAAUAUAGGCUCUGUUGUGGGCCUGAAAGGGAACGCUGGUCAGUCUGUGUACAGUGCCAGUAAAGCUGGUUUAGAGGGCUUCACUCGCUCUCUGGCUAAAGAAGUCGCUUCUCGUAACAUCAGAGUGAACCUGCUGGCUCCAGGUUUCAUCCGCACUGACAUGACCUCGGGCCUGAAGGAGGAGGACGGAGCACGCUCGAUCCCUCUGGGGAGAUUUGGCGAGCCGGAGGAGGUCGCUCAGGCGGUCCUCUUCCUUUUGGAGUCUUCAUACAUUACAGGACAGGUGCUGGUGGUGGACGGAGGACUGCAGCUGGCCAUGUAGGGACCGAGGCUUUACUCUGGAGUUAUCUCAACACUUAGAUAAAAUGUGAGGCUGGUAAAGCUUCACUCUGCCUUUUCUGGAACAUUUGUCAGCUGUUUCUGUUAUCGUUAAGGGUCAAGCUUCUGACUCAUCAAAACAGGGCACUUGUUUUUAGACCUCUGCCCUUUGGUGACACAUGUUGGGGUCUUAAUGAAUCAUCACCGAUGAUCGCCCCAACCUGGAGUUCACACUAUUAUGUUGAGGGGCACAUGCACUUUGUCAAGGUUCUGCCUCAAAAAGAGCUGGAGUAUGACCUCCAAAGAGGAGAGACAAAUUGGUACAACUUUUUGUCAAAGAGUAACUUCAGUAAAAGCCACCAGACUCCAUUGACAAAACAGAAUCUUUUUCCGGCAAAACUCAUGAGUUGCUACUCUGUUGCUUCAGUGAUUGACCAGUUUUUUUUUUGUGGUAUUGUCCAUCCAAUAUCUAUACUGUUGUCCCGUUCAGGGAGCCAAUCCCAACUGUCAUAGGAAAAGAGGUGGGGUACACCCUGGUCUAGUCACCUCUCAAUAACAGGGCUGACCUACUGAGACAUAUUAACAGUUACACCUACAGGUAAUUUAGAGUCACUAGUUAAACUAAGAAGCAUGUCUUUUGACUGUGGGAGGGGGAACCUGAGAAACCGGAGGGAACCAACGCAUGCACAGGGACAACAUGCAUACUCCACACAGAAAGACCAUGUCUGACGGGGGAUACACACUCUUGCUGUGAGGCGACAGCACUAACCACUGCACCACCUUGUGAAUAUAGUAUAUAGAUUUGGAUCCAAACUCACUUUAAAACACCAAAUUCACACAGUAAUACCCACAGGCUCACUGAUCUCGGCAGUUGUAGACCAGUAACUCCAGUUUUUGUCAAUGUUGUUUGGGGAUGUUAAAGAACGUAAUAUAAUGUAUUUACAAAUAAAAACAUCAAGUGCAUUUUUAACGGCCUA